Molecule: messenger RNA, 5435 nt
Organism: Canis lupus familiaris (dog)
Lineage: Eukaryota; Metazoa; Chordata; Mammalia; Carnivora; Canidae
Gene: PHKB
Product: phosphorylase kinase regulatory subunit beta
Exons: 32
Coding region: 191-3451 (1086 amino acids)
Biological process (GO): glycogen metabolic process
Cellular component (GO): phosphorylase kinase complex
Molecular function (GO): calmodulin binding
Source: RefSeq, a predicted model, not a curated record
GCCGGGCGGAGCUGACAAGCGGCCCUGGGGGCGGUGGCCUAGACGGCCCGAGCGCGGUGGUGGGGGCGGCGGGGCUCAUGGCUGAAGUGAACUGGAAGGUGUUGGAGCGGAGAGCCCGGGCCAAGCGCUCAGUUUUGAAAAUUGCUGUAGUUUAGCCUGCGACACUUAUGAUUAGAGUCAACAAUUUGAAAUGGCCAGCUCACCUGAUGCCGUCAUCUCUUCUCCUCCAGCUUUCUUAAGGUCUGGCUCAGUUUAUGAACCUCUUAAAAGCAUUAAUCUUCCGAGACCUGAUAAUGCAACUCUGUGGGAUAAAUUGGAUCAUUAUUACAGAAUUGUCAAGUCAACAUUGCUACUGUAUCAAAGUCCAACCACAGGUCUCUUUCCCACUAAAACAUGUGGAGAUGAUCAGAAGGCAAAAAUCCAGGACAGUCUGUAUUGUGCUGCUGGGGCCUGGGCUUUGGCUCUUGCAUACAGGCGCAUUGAUGAUGACAAGGGAAGAACCCAUGAGCUGGAGCACUCUGCUAUAAAAUGUAUGAGAGGAAUUCUCUACUGCUAUAUGCGUCAGGCCGAUAAGGUCCAGCAGUUUAAGCAGGACCCACGCCCAGCAACCUGUCUUCACUCUGUUUUCAAUGUGCACACGGGAGAUGAGGUCCUCUCCUAUGAAGAAUACGGUCAUCUUCAGAUAAAUACAGUGUCACUCUAUCUCCUUUACCUUGUGGAAAUGAUUUCUUCAGGACUCCAGAUUAUCUAUAACACUGAUGAGGUCUCUUUUAUUCAGAACCUUGUAUUUUGUGUAGAAAGAGUUUACCGUGUACCCGAUUUUGGUGUCUGGGAAAGAGGAAGCAAAUAUAAUAAUGGCAGCACAGAGCUACAUUCAAGCUCUGUUGGCUUAGCAAAAGCAGCACUAGAAGCGAUUAAUGGAUUCAACCUCUUUGGCAACCAGGGCUGUUCUUGGUCGGUUAUAUUUGUGGAUCUCGAUGCUCACAAUCGCAAUAGGCAAACUUUGUGUUCACUGUUACCCAGAGAAUCAAGAUCUCAUAACACAGAUGCUGCCCUCCUACCCUGCAUCACUUAUCCAGCAUUUGCCCUAGAUGAUGAAGCUUUGUUUAGCCAAACACUUGAUAAAGUGGUUAGAAAAUUAAAAGGAAAAUAUGGAUUUAAGCGUUUCUUGAGAGAUGGAUACAGAACAUCAUUGGAAGAUCCCAACAGACGCUACUACAAACCAGCUGAAAUUAAGCUGUUUGAUGGCAUUGAGUGUGAAUUUCCCAUAUUUUUCCUUUACAUGAUGAUUGAUGGAGUUUUUAGAGGCAAUCCCCAACAAGUAAAGGAGUAUCAGGAUCUUCUGACUCCAGUACUUCAUCAUACCACAGAAGGUUAUCCUGUCAUACCAAAGUACUAUUAUGUGCCAGCUGAUUUUGUAGAAAAUGAGAAAAGAAACCCUGGUAGUCAAAAGCGAUUUCCUAGCAACUGUGGCCGUGAUGGAAAACUCUUUCUUUGGGGACAAGCUCUUUAUAUCAUUGCAAAACUCCUGGCUGAUGAAUUAAUCAGUCCUAAAGACAUUGAUCCUGUCCAGCGCUAUGUCCCACUACAGAAUCAGCGUAACGUGAGCAUGAGGUUUUCCAAUCAAGGUCCACUGGAAAAUGAUCUCGUAGUUCACGUAGCACUUGUAGCAGAAAGCCAACGCCUUCAGGUUUUCCUCAACACGUAUGGUAUUCAGACUCAAACUCCUCAACAGGUAGAACCCAUUCAGAUUUGGGCUCAGCAGGAGCUGGUGAAAGCUUAUUUCCACCUGGGUAUCAAUGAAAAAUUAGGACUCUCCGGAAGGCCAGAUAGGCCCAUUGGCUGCCUCGGUACAUCAAAGAUUUAUCGCAUUCUAGGAAAGACUGUGGUUUGUUACCCUAUCAUCUUUGACCUAAGUGAUUUCUACAUGUCUCAAGAUGUUUUACUGCUGAUAGAUGACAUAAAGAAUGCCCUACAGUUCAUUAAGCAAUACUGGAAAAUGCACGGACGUCCACUUUUCCUUGUCCUCAUCCGGGAAGACAAUAUACGAGGUAGCCGAUUCAACCCCAUAUUAGAUAUGUUGGCAGCCUUUAAAAAAGGAAUAGUUGGAGGAGUCAAAGUUCAUGUUGAUCGUCUACAGACACUAAUAUCUGGAGCUGUAGUAGAACAACUUGACUUCCUACGAAUCAGUGACACAGAAGAGCUUCCAGAAUUUAAGAGUUUUGAGGAACUAGAAUUUCCCAAACACUCAAAAGUCAAACGACAAAGCAGUACCUCAAGUGCUCCUGAUCUAGAACAGCAACCAGAUGUCGCCAUUGCUGAAUGGAAGCACAAGCCCACCCAUGAAAUUCUUCAAAAACUGAAUGACUGCAGUUGUCUGGCUAGCCAAGCCAUCCUGCUGGGUAUACUACUCAAAAGAGAAGGCCCCAACUUCAUCACCAGGGAAGGUACCGUUUCUGAUCACAUUGAGAGAGUCUAUAGAAGAGCUGGCAGCAAAAAGCUUUGGUCGGUUGUGCGCCGUGCAGCAAGUCUAUUAAGUAAAGUAGUGGACAGCCUGGCCCCAUCCAUUACUAAUGUUUUAGUGCAGGGCAAACAGGUAACUUUGGGUGCCUUUGGGCAUGAAGAAGAGGUUAUCUCUAAUCCUUUGUCUCCAAGAGUGAUUAAGAACAUCAUCUAUUACAAGUGUAAUACCCACGAUGAGAGAGAGGCGGUCAUUCAACAAGAACUGGUCAUCCAUAUUGGCUGGAUCAUCUCCAAUAACCCUGAGUUAUUCAGUGGCAUGCUGAAAAUACGAAUUGGGUGGAUUAUCCAUGCUAUGGAGUAUGAACUACAGAUCCGUGGCGGAGACAAACCAGCUAGAGACUUGUAUCAGCUGUCACCUAGUGAAGUUAAACAGCUUCUGUUGGAUAUUCUCCAGCCUCAACAGAAUGGAGGAUGUUGGCUGAACAGGCGUCAGAUUGAUGGGUCUUUGAAUAGAACUCCUGCUGGGUUCUAUGACCGAGUAUGGCAGAUCCUGGAGCGUACACCCAAUGGUAUCAUUGUAGCUGGGAAGCAUUUGCCACAGCAACCAACCCUGUCAGAUAUGACCAUGUAUGAGAUGAAUUUCUCUCUCCUUGUUGAAGACAUGUUGGGAAAUAUUGACCAGCCAAAGUACAGACAGAUUGUUGUGGAGUUACUAAUGGUUGUAUCCAUUGUAUUGGAAAGAAACCCUGAGCUAGAAUUUCAAGACAAAGUUGAUCUAGACAAACUAGUGAAAGAUGCAUUUCAUGAAUUUCAAAAAGAUGAGAGUCGACUAAAGGAAGUUGAAAAACAAGAUGACAUGACUUCCUUUUACAACACUCCCCCACUGGGAAAAAGAGGAACAUGCAGCUAUUUGACAAAGGUUGUGAUGAAUUUGCUGCUAGAAGGAGAAGUCAAGCCAAGCAAUGAUGACCCAUGUCUGGUUAGCUAGUGAGGAAGGUGUAAAAGGCUCUGUUGAAAUACGUUUUCUGGAAGUUUGUUAAGUUUUGUAUUGAAGCUUAAUUCAGGCCGCCGUGAAUGUAAGGACUUAUUAUGUUGGUGAGGUGGUUGCCACACCCUUGACAGAGUUAGUGGAUCUCGCACGCCAUAGUCAAUCUAAUGGUAAAACAUGCUUUAACUACAUGGAAAAAAAAUCCUCAUGAUUAUAAUGCCAACCACAAUAAUAAUCUUUACUGAGUGAUACAAAUAGUUAAUGAAUUGAAAGUUCACCACUGCAUGUUUUAUGAUCAGAUAACUCAUUGAAAUGAGUCUUUGCUCUUUAGACUAAAUUCCCACCUAGUACUGCCAUUAAAAUGAAUUUGCCAGCUGGUGUGCAUACUGGAAAUGAAAAGAUACUGAAAGAAUGGAACGAAUGGUGAGCUUAACUCAGUGGCACUGUCAUACUGGAAAAAUACAGUAAAAUCAUAAAAACAGAUCUGCCAGCUGAUGUUUUUAUUCUCAGAAACAGCAUUGUUGAUAAUAUUUUAGUAUACAGAGCUACUGUACAAUUUUUACCUUGUAAACAUGACUGUGGUUUUGUAUUUGUGUUGACUUUAGGGGUUGGGAUAAAAUACAGUAUAAUAUAUACCUUAUCAAACCUUUUCUUUGAGCUCUUACUAAAAAUAUGGCAUGCAUAAGAUUGUUCAGAAGAGUAGACUGUUAACCUAGUUUGUACUAGUAAAAACAAAACUGAAAAUCAUUAAACUUUAUUUCUGAAUUAAUGAAUAUAUCUGGACACAUUUUUGGUUCUCCUGUUCACACUAUUAAGUCUAUUACUCCUGAAUAUUCUCAGUUUAAUUGAUCUGGAGACAGAGUGGAAGAGGAUAUAUGGUACCUACCAUUACACAUAUUUUACUACCAAAUUUAUUUAAGCAAACUUUAAUAAAAAUAGAAAAUAGAUUAAACGUUUAAGUUUUAUGAAUUUAUAUCCUUAUUGAAUGUUAUACAGCACAGCCCAUUAAUUUUAGCCAGAGAUCCAAAGAGAGUCAUUUUUCUGACCAAUCAUAUUAGAAGUAUCACCUGAGAAGUCAAACUUGUUACAUAAAGGAUGCAGCCCAUUUGUAGAUCUAAGAAACAUAGGACAGGUGGCUUCAGUAACAAGUCAAAUUGAUAUCAAAUAAAUGGAUGGGUGAAUUCAUGGAAAAAUCUGCAGAGUCAGGCACAUUUCUCCUAACUUUGCGGUGUAUUGCGUGGGUCUUGUAUAAGAAAUCAUAUAUGCACUUUGGCAAAAUUGAGGAGAAUGAGGUAAAAUCUGACCUUAGAGAAUAUCUUAAGGAGAGGGAUAUGACAAAGAAGAUAAUUAUUUGAUAAAUUAAGACAGUUUAUGAAAAGAUAGAAAUGGGGUGCCUGGAUGGCUCAGUUGGUUAAGCUUCUGCCUUCAGCUCAGCUCAUGACCUGAGGGCCCUGAGAUCGAGCCCCACGUCAGGCUCCCUUCCCUGUGAUCUCUCUCUCACUCUCUCUCAAAUAAAUAAAAUCAUUUUUUAAAAAAAGGAAAGAGAGUGAUGAACUUAGAUUAUAAAACAAGCAUAAAAAAACCUUAAACUUGAAGCCCAGGGAGAAUCGAGGACUGAUACUUCAUAGCUAAAGAAACUGAAUAUAAAGAGAAAAACCCCUUGAAGUAUUUAAUUUUUGCUGAAAUCUAGAGGAAAGUAAACUGUUGCAUUUUUUAACGAAUUAUUUUAAAGUCUGAUAAGCUAAACAAGGUUGCCAGAAACCUGUCAUCUUUAUUGAAAUCAAACAUCAAAUGCAAAUGUAUAUUUCCUUAAUGAGUUUUAGUUUCCUGCUUAAAUGCUACAUAUGCAAGAUUCUGGUUUUCCCAUGCUGCUGCAGGCUUUCAGGAUCUGUGACAUAUGUACUGACUUUGUGUUUUGAUGAAAUUUAAAAUUUAUUGUACUGAAAGAUAUGUUGGGAUCAGUAAACCUUGAUGUACACCUCUA